Molecule: messenger RNA, 585 nt
Organism: Cooperia oncophora
Lineage: Eukaryota; Metazoa; Nematoda; Chromadorea; Rhabditida; Trichostrongylidae
Source: the annotation of a GenBank genome assembly
AUGUUUGAAAUGACUCUAAUAUGGAGAUCCGGAGGCACUCCAAUCGGGCUCCUUAUACACAGGGACUUCUCUGGCCGUGUUGUAAUAGCGAUGGUUGAAAGUGGAUGCACUGCAUCCAAGGUGGUCAAGGCUGGAGAUAUUCUUUUGAAGGUGAACGCCACCGAUGUAUUCGAUAGGGACGUGGCUCGCAAUUUGCAAGUGAUUAUGGAAGUCAUAAACUCGUCGAAACGAGUAACUCUGACACUUGAACGAUGCGUAUUUGCACCUCUGCCUCCAUUAAUUCCAAGAAGUCAAGGCGCCCCUGGUGCACCCGGGGCCCCUCCCGGAGCUUCUACACCAGCACUCGAAGCUCCUAAAGCAUCGCUGGAUGUGGCUCUACCUGCCGAUGUGCUUGGUAUACUGGAGAUGAACAAGAACUUCUACCUUGUCCAGUGUACCUUGCCACCUUGUCUGAAGAAGGUCAAACAACCUGAACAGCCGACAGCACAUAUGAAUCUGCCUCCAGAUGCACAAACCGAGACAAUAAUCCCUUAUGAUCCAUCACCGAAACCGCUAAAAGUAACUCCGAAGAGAGUGGGCUCAUAA